This is a messenger RNA of Nerophis lumbriciformis (worm pipefish), 456 nucleotides long. Lineage: Eukaryota; Metazoa; Chordata; Actinopteri; Syngnathiformes; Syngnathidae. The record is from RefSeq and is a predicted model, not a curated record.
AUGGACGUCCGAGUCAUGGAGAACAUCCACCUGCUGGUUGUGGUCACGUUAGUCAGUGUACUUCAGAACGCUUUCUUCGCCCUUAAAGUGGAGAAGGAGAGCAGCAGCUCCGCCUUCGAACGAGUGUGCUGCGCCAACCGGAACUGUAUGGACGCUUACUCCACCUUCCUGGCACUCAUGUGGUGUGCAGGUCUCUGUCUCAGCCAAGUUCCAGCUGCGUUCGCCGGCCUGGUGUACCUGGUGGUACGUCACAAGUACUUUGUGGGCUACAUGGGACAGAGUUGUCAAAGCACACCUUGCUUCUUGUUCGGUAAACGCGUGCUCUUUUUCAUGAUGUUGAUGUGCGUGGUGGGAAUCGUCAACUUUCUGCUGUUGCGCUUCUGCGGGAGCGACUACAAUAAAGAACUUCUGGAGACUCUCACCAAAGCUGCGACCGCUCUGCUGCUCAUCCCUUAA